Messenger RNA from Anastrepha obliqua, 2160 nucleotides. RefSeq names its product coiled-coil domain-containing protein 149-B. The record is from RefSeq and is a predicted model, not a curated record. The transcript is spliced from 7 exons. NCBI's taxonomy places the organism in Eukaryota, Metazoa, Arthropoda, Insecta, Diptera, Tephritidae. Bases 96 to 1796 code for a protein of 566 amino acids.
CUUGCUGUGAGGGAAUUUGUGUUCUGCGUAUAAAAUAUCAUUGAGUUUGUGGAAUUUUGUGCAAAACCUAACCAGAUAGUGCUUAAAAAAAGGAAAUGAUUUCCAGUGACGAAUUCCAGCCGCAUAAUCAUGUGGAUGCGAUGGAUUUCCAACUUUAUCACGAGCAUAUGGGAGAGUUCAAUACUUCCGCUUUACAUAGGAAAUUGAUGAGCAAAGUAGAAGCCUUACGUAUUUUGCGCAAGGAGCUGGAGCAAUUUCGCACCGAGCGUGAUCAGUUCAAAUUGAUGGCGGAAACAUUACAACUGCGUUACUCGGCCAUAACACGCAACAAUGACUACAGCAAUUGUCUCGGUUUGGAUGGCAAUAAGACCAGUGUGGCAUCGAUAUUACACGAAACACGAGAAAGAAAUAUAAAGUUAACCACGGAAGUUGAGUCUCUUAAACAGAAAUUGAACGAACUGCAGGGCGAUAUUGAACUUCUGAGGUCUUCUGCAAAAGAAGGGAAAAUGGAGAAGCCACAAGGUGAAGUGGCUGUUGAAACAAACAAUUCGGAGGCUUUACAGUGGAAAGAAGAGCGCUCGAAUUUUAUAUGCCACUUGGAAAACUUGAAAAAGAAGAAUGUGCAACUUGCCUUUGAUUUAAAAACUUUGAUCGAUGAAAAAGAGGAUAUCAUAUCUGAACGUGACGCCUACAAAUGCAAGGCGCAUCGACUGAACCAUGAGCUGUUAAACGCACUAAAAGCCAAUGAAGCGCAUCCGAAGCUUCUUGACAUUGACGGUAUAUUGCUGGAAAAUAAAUAUCUUCACGAACGGCUAAAAAACUUUGAAAGUGAACUGGAUAUAACAAAACAAUCUCUUAACAAAUACAAGACUAUGUUGGAAACGAAGCGUAAAAAGGGUAUUAUUAAACUAGGUUCUCAUACUAACGAUGAAAGUAUUUUGUCCCAUAAACAAGUUAAAACAAUGCUUGAUAGUGGUGUGGACUUGCCAACGAAAACGGAAACAAUACAAGACUUGAAAUCGCUCUGCUUAGCGCUGCUGGACAAUUUAAAUGAUAAGCAUAUUGCUCUAAAUCAUCAAAAGAAAACCAACAAAAUUCUCGCAGCUAAAAUUGCCGAACUGGACCAACGCAUUCAGUGCUUGGCGGGUAUAGGUGACACAAAUGGAGCUGCGUCCUCUUGCAACAGCGAAUAUUCACCUUCACAGUUUUUACUUCAAGGUUACAGCGCUUCGUCUGUCGACUCUAGUAACGUGAUCGAAACAGACACUGCUACCACUACAACAACAACAACUAACACGAAAUGUUCUGUUGUCCUUAAAAUAAACGAUUCGGAGGCAUUGACGACAUCAGAACACGAGGACUCUAAUAAAGCAUCACGACUCGGCAUCUCAGACGACUCUGUGGAUUCGCUAUCAACCGAAUCUGGGCGUAGCAUACUGUCUUCGGAAUACGGCGGCUUUGCCGAAGCUAUGGGCACAUACAGUCUAAGCGAGUUUGCCAAUGCUGCCAUGCAGGCAUACAAAACAUCGCCAUCGACCACCACAGACUCAGGUGGUAAUUCGGGCAGAAAGUCAAAUCCCUCGGCUAAUACACCGCGCAUAACCAGCGCUAUCGUUAGGCAGCGACAUAACGAUUUGAAAGACUUGCCACCAGAGUUGGCUGCUAUGGUGCAGCAAGCGCUCCACGAGUUGGAUAUGCGAGAUUUUGACGAUGUUGUGAACGAAAGCGAGGCAUGUAACGAUGAGGAACUGGGAGAGCAUGAGAAAACAUUGACCGAUAACCGCAGCCCAUGCUAAAAAGACGCAGGCACAAAAAAUGGCAUGCCAAGUUUAAAUGGCUAUGGCUAUCAUUUAUGUUUUUCCAAGUUCAUUUCACGAAUUAUAUUUAUAUGAGUAUCAUAGCAAUGCUUUGUUGGUUAUAGUUAAAGCUUGAUAUCCAUGCCAUAUGGCAUAGCAGAUAGUCAAAUAUGGCAAUAGAACCUAUUGAAUGUUACACACACCCACGAGUACAAAAUCAAAUGCAUGCUCUCAUACUUAAAACGCGUACAUGGCACAAAGCGAAUAGUGUAUGGAAAUUAUUUCUCGGCUAUCCACUUACAUAUUUCAGUUAAAACAAAUAAAAGUCGCAAACAUUUGUGAAAUAAAUAAUGAGACAUACUUU